AUGGUGAAAACGCCCAUGGCGGUGUACACGCCACAUCCCCACGACGUUUUGUUUGGCCGUGGAGGAGUCACCAACAAUCAUCCAGGCAACCAGCGGUUUUUGCAGUGGGUUCGCGAACGAGCUGCCAUGUAUCACGGUGUGGCGAAAAUGGACAAGAAGCACGUGUGUCAGGAAGUGAUUGAUCUGGUCCAUCUGCAAAAUCCUCCCGGUCGCUUCCUCCAGCAAACAGGAAAUGGACAAGAAAGAGCAUGGCAGGUAGUGGAUGAAACAGAAUCCCUCGUUUUGCUCGCUAAAGCAGGACAAGCCUUUCGUGACCUGUCCAAGAGGGAGUUUAGACGGGAUAGCAGCAGCAACAGCAGCAUUCCCAGCCCAGGUCUGGAAGCAGAAGAAGAAGAAACUGCUGGUACUGAAAGCCGCUGGGAGCCAUCACGGUGGCACUCGUACAGCAGACAACACUCUGCUGGUGGAAAUAAGGAUCAGCCGUUGCUUGUUGACGAUGACGACGAUGACGACGACAACGGUUCACUCCGGGAGCAAGCGUUGGGAAGAUUCAGCAAUACACACCCAGGUGCUCCGAAUGCCACCUCUGUGGCUCCAGGGAAGCAGGAGGUGCUGACAUCACACCACCAUGACGUCUACAACAAGCAUAGUUCCAGUGCCAAGCGACCAAGUACAUGUAGCAGCAACAGAGUGGAUCAGGAACAUGCCCUGAAAAGGAGGCGCUUAUCAUGGCACGCUGCUGCCAACCAGCAAGCACGAGAACAACAGUUUGACCAUUUACUCUUCUCCCGCAAUAAGGAAUGCGACGUGGAGAUUGUUUGCCGUCAUGAUGAUGAAUUAAAUCAUGUAUCUGUUUCCAUUCCAGCCCACAAAACGAUUCUGGCCAAGUCAUCCCCAGUUAUGGAAACAAUCUUUCAAGUCAACCCUGACUGCAGGACCCUGAACUUUGCCUAUCCUGCGGCCGUGGUCCAGCAAGUACUGGUUCACGUUUAUCACCAACGAUCUGUGGGCAACACUAUUACUAGAACUGGGGGAGCCAUACCUGCAGAACAAGUCGCACAACUUUUGGAGCUGACCAAAAAAUUCCAAUGGAUGGAUCUCUACAAACAGGUUUUCCAUAGAGCCUAUCAAUCAUUGACCAUGCACAAUCUCAAGUGGAUUGUACUCCAGGCCUGGAAAAAUAAUGACGCCAUGAAAGAGUUAUGCCGGGCGUACAUAAAAAAUCAUGCCGUUCCAGUUCUGACAGCACCUCAAUUCACAGUCUUGGCCAACAAAGAGCCACAAAUUUGGAAUGAUAUUGUCCGGGCAGCCGUGAGCGGGACGCACCAAGGUCUUGGGGAUUCAAGAUGA
Molecule: messenger RNA, 1350 nt
Organism: Seminavis robusta
Lineage: Eukaryota; Bacillariophyta; Bacillariophyceae; Naviculales; Naviculaceae
Source: the annotation of a GenBank genome assembly